AAUCAAAGCAUAGACUAUUUGCCUGUUCUAGAGUUGUAAAUUUAGAAACAGUUCUGACUGUUUUCUGCAGCGACACAAAUUGUUUAAUUUUGUCCCCGGUAAUUACGGUUGUUAAAUGAAGAAGAAUUCCCGGUUGUGAAUUAGUCUUUUUAAGCUUAACUGUAGUGGUUGUCAAGUAAAAUUGCUUUCCGUUUAUUGCUUCUCUAGGGCAUUAAAUAUUAACAAAUAUUUAUCAAGAAUCAAGAUUACUCUUCACCCUCAAUCUUCCACAAAAUAUCCCCCGGGGGUAUGUUCUGUGCAAUCUUCUUUGCAUCAAAUAAACAUGACAGCAGGUACUAGAAUGUAGAUAGACAAAAACCUUGGAGAUUUAGAAAAUCCUGCCUGAAAUCCACCAGUUGUUUAACUUAUAAGUUCCAUACUGAAUCGUUGAAGAUACUUUCUUAAAACAGAGGCACACAUGGACGGGUUUGAUGCAAUUUACUAUGAGGAAGAAAUAGAAAAUAAUGAGGAAACAGAGCCUGCUGAAGUAUCCUUGGUACCUGAUCCGGUAACCAUUCGAGGGGCUGGAAAUAUGACUGUUUUCGGCCUAAGCAAUAGAUUCAGUACAGAGUUUCCUGGUGGACUGGUUUCACGAGUUGCCCCAGAAGAGUUUAAAGAGACUGUCAUGCGAAUAAAUGGAAUUCUAAAGAAAACCUUGCCUGUUAAUGUUAAAUGGCUAUUUUGCGGAUGUCUUUGCUGCUGCUGCACAUUGGGCUGCUCUUUGUGGCCUGUUAUUUGCCUCAGCAAACGAACACAACAUUCCUUGAACAAGUUACUAGAGUGGGAGAACAGUUAUUUGUAUAACAAGUUAGGCUUGCAUUGGCGGCUAAGCAAGCAGCAGUGUGAUUCUUCAUCGAUGAUGGAGUAUGUUAUUUUAAUAGAGUUUUUGCCAAAAGUACCGAUUCAUAGACCUGACUAGCAUUAAUGUCCAGUUUGAUUUCAAUUGAAUCUCCUGGUUUCAUAGGCUAGUUCAGAUUUUUUCACCAAGUUUGAAUAUUUUGCCUCCUUGUGUGCCCAAGGUUGUUAAUGCCUUAUAUAAAAUAACGUAAGGAACUUUAGGGCUUAAAUAAUACAUAUAUGAACAAUUUGACAAUCAAAAUUUAACCCACAAAACAAUGAGACGCUGGCAAUAGUUUGUCAACGAUUUUAUUAUUUAUAGAUUACGAACGACUCAUUCCUUGCAUCUUUGAAUGUCUUGAUCAGUGAAAUUCGGUUGAAAUCGCCUUUUUUAGAGUAAUAGGCAUUCGAUAUUCUCGAAAGCUCUCGUUUAAAUUGGCAAUACAAUGACAAAAUCUUCAAACAUUCUAUGUAAUGAAAGUUUUUCUUGUAAAUAAUAUGUGGAAGAUAAUAGCCAUAUUGUACUUUCAUCCAUGUAGCUGUGUAUAUUUAUACACAUCGCAAUAGUUUUUUAAUCGUUAUCGUAGCUUUUAAACGAUUGUUAAUGUUAAACCAAUGAGCAGGUUAUUUUAAAGUUAUUAUUUGUUCAUCUGGCUUAAAUUGAAUUAAUGCCAAUUUGUAUUUUGAAUAAUUCUGGCGAGCAUCCUUAACUUAUAACAUAGACAGGUAAGUGGUCUAUGUGUCUCAGUUAAUAUUGUUUAUUGUUUUACUAAGCCUCGGUUCGUAUCUUAUAUACCAUUUAACUCUUUCAGGGGCAGUCAUAUUUCUUGAAAUUAAGACCUGCAUGGGCAAGGGUAUAAAAUAUAUCGUAUUAUAUUAUCGAUUGAUUCAACAUGAUUUAAAGGGAAAAACGGAUAUAAAAUAACUUUUGUACCGGUACACUAAUACACAAAAAAAUAAAACACUCUAAAUACGUAGUAAAAACCAUUAUGUAGUCAAUAUCAGUGUCUUAUGGAAUUCUUGAAAGCAAGUUUUGUUUUUGCAUAGACCGAGCGGCACAUUGCAUACGGAACAUAUCCAAUCCGUUCUUAUUUGCUUUUUUGAUGAGCUUCACAAGGCACAGCGACGUGUUGUGUCCCGUUGUGGCUGGUGAGAACGUUGCUUUCCUCUGACUUCACAAGGAACAAAGGGUUUCUGCCGUUUAAUAGUAAUAGGGCACUUACUGUCAAUGAGAGGUCGCUUAGUUUUGACAAUAGUUUCUGCAUUUACAACGGCAGCAUCAAGAAAGUGAAAAAAUGCGAUGUCAUUUACGAGAUUUCCUGUCAACCUUGUAUAUACAUAUUUAGAUUUUGGUCGAAUUUAUCGACAAAAUUCAUAUUUCGGCUAUAGUUAUGAAUAACUUCUGUAAAUGAAAACUGAUCGCAAUGUGCAUUGGUUCAAAAAACGUACGACAAUAAUAAGUGAUUUUUUUUUGACUUAAAUAAUUCAAUUUAUGUAUUUUCGUUGAUUAAAAUUGUAUUUUAUACAUUGCAUUCUUUCUUUAGCUAUGGUUAUUCAUGCGCUUAAAUAAGUUUAUUCUUUCUGAAAUUUAUCAUAUCAAUCAUCAAUAUCAUCAGUAGAUUAAAAAAAAAUAGAUCCAACAAUUGACUCCAAACCACUCUGCCGUUCAUAGUAGCCUUCAAAUUAAUAACUGACAAGCUACUACGUCACGUCAGUGUUGGUCGUAGAUUUGCACCAGUGUCCGAAAAGUAACAAGUAUUUAUUUGGAAGGUACAGAUAGAUUUUGGACACGUGCCCAAGUACCGGUAAUUAUUCUAGGGUACAAUUUUUAUACCCGUACCCCUGAAAGAGUUAAAACGGAUUACUGUCAAUAAUCACAAAUGUUAACUCUGAUAAUGUUUGUUAUUUGCCGAUAUUUCUUUGAAAUAGCCAUAAAUCAUAAUUGUGAUAAUUUAUAGUAUAUGGUCCUUACACUUUUAAUGUUUUUGCAACUUGUUGACUUUUAUUCCACAUUUGGUAGUAUAAGAGAAAGCAGUAAGUGAAAUAAAGGUUCAAAUUAAAA
Dendroctonus ponderosae (mountain pine beetle) is the source of this 2938-nucleotide messenger RNA. Its product is annotated as cysteine-rich hydrophobic domain-containing protein 2. Bases 458 to 958 code for a protein of 166 amino acids. The record is from RefSeq and is a predicted model, not a curated record. NCBI's taxonomy places the organism in Eukaryota, Metazoa, Arthropoda, Insecta, Coleoptera, Curculionidae. The transcript has 4 exons.